Messenger RNA from Hemisphaericaspora subhashii, 167 nucleotides. RefSeq lists its product as uncharacterized. The annotation marks the transcript as partial. Gene Ontology annotation, molecular function: proton-transporting ATP synthase activity, rotational mechanism. The record is from RefSeq and is a predicted model, not a curated record. Gene Ontology annotation, biological process: proton motive force-driven ATP synthesis. Lineage: Eukaryota; Fungi; Ascomycota; Pichiomycetes; Serinales; Debaryomycetaceae. The transcript has a single exon.
CUGGUAUUUCUUUAAACAAAGCAUUAGCCAUUGCUGCUAGAACUUUAAGAGCUGCUUUAAAACCAGAAAUUAAAGCUGUUGCUGAAAGAAGAGGUUUCACUGAAGUUAAAGUUAUUAAGAUCGAAAAUGGUGUUCAAUCUGAUGCUAGACCAUUACAACAACAUUAA